AUGAGCUUCGGUUUCAGUCUAGGCGACUUCAUUGCGGCAAUCGAGCUUGCCAAUAAGAUCCGGAAAGAAUUCGUUGACGCGCCGCGCCAAUUCAAGGCUAUUUCUGACGAGGUCAGAAGCCUUUCGAUCGUCCUCCAAGAUAUCGAUGUUAACCUAUCGAACCACCAAAUCAAUAAUCAGCAAGAAACACACCUACAGGAAGUUUCCAGUAGCUGCCGAAAUGUCCUAAACGAAUUAGAGAAGACGGCGAGGAAAUAUCAAGAACUGGAAUGCAAAGGUGGGAGUUGGAGUACAAAGGCGAAGAGGGUCUGGAAGCGACUCAAUUGGGAGCCAGAUGACAUUCAUCAACUGAAUCGGAAACAAAAUGAUCAAGAACGAUGCAUUAUUCUCGAUUGGCUUACCACUAUCGAUUAUGCUUCUCAACAAAGCGAUUUCAUCAAUCGGCGACAAGCGGGGACUGGACAAUGGCUUAUUGAUUCGGAGGAAUACCAGACAUGGGUGCACACGCCGAAGAAGACGUUAUUUUGUCCGGGGAUUCCCGGAGCGGGGAAGACUAUCCUUACUGCGAUCACUAUCGAUGAUUUGACUAUGCGGUUCCAGAGUGAGGCAGACGUUGGCAUUGCGUAUCUCUAUUGCAACUUCCGGCAGCAAGACGAACAGAAGACCGAUCACUUGCUUGCAAGCCUAUUGAAGCAGUUAAGCCAGGAGAGAGCUUCUUUGCCAGAUAGUGUGAAGGCCCUCUAUGAAAAACACAAGGACCAACGAACACGACCAUCAUUUGACGAGAUAUCGAGAACGUUUCAGUCUGUGGCUAUAAUGUUUUCGAGAGUUUUUAUUGUUAUCGACGCACUCGAUGAGUGUCGCACGACUGAUGGCUGCCGAACCAGACUCUUAACAGAGAUCUUCUUAGCUCAAGCUAAGUCAAGAACAAACGUUUUUGCGACCUCAAGGUUUAUGCCCGAGGUUACGGAGAAGUUUGAAAGGAGCAUUUCACUAGAGAUUCGUGCUGGCGAAGAAGACGUGCGAAGAUAUUUAGAAGGCCACAUGUUCCGGCUUCCAGGAUUUGUAGUUCGGAAUCCUGAACUACAAGAGGAAAUCAAGACGAAUAUUGUUAAGGUUGUAGAUGGGAUGUUUCUACUUGCACAACUCCAUCUCGAAUCCUUAGCUGGGAAGAGAGCGCCAAAGGCUAUCCGAACUGCUUUGAAGAAUUUGGCCACAGGAUCUGGAGCGUAUGAUCACGCGUAUGAAGAUGCUAUGGAACGGAUCAAUGGCCAGAUCAAAGACCAGGAAGAGCUUGCUAAGCAGGUUUUGUACUGGAUCACCUGUGCAAAGCGCCCGCUCACGACUUCGGAACUUCAGCACGCGCUUGCUGUGGAGAUCAAUGAGUCUCAACUUGACGAAGACAGUAUUCCACAAACCGAAGACAUAGUAUCUGUAUGCGCUGGUUUAGUCACAAUCGAUGAAGAAAGCAGCAUCAUUAGGUUAGUCCACUAUACGACUCAGGAAUACUUCGAUCGAACAUGGCAAGAGUGGUUUCCAAAUGCACAGACUGAUAUUGCGACAAUCUGUGUUACAUACCUCUCGUUCGACAAGUUCGAAAUUGGAAUUUGCCAAAACGACGAGGAAUUCGAAGAAAAGCUACAGUCGAACCAGCUUUACGACUAUGCCUCACGUAAUUGGGGAUAUCAUGCUCGCGAGGCUUUUAUAUUAAUCCCAGAAGUAAUUAGCUUUCUCGAGAAAAAACCUCAAGUGGAAGCAUCGAGCCAAGGACUACUAACCGCGAAGCGAUGGCUAGGUCUCGUGGGAUAUAGCCAUCAAUUCCCGAAGCAAAUGACAGGACUCCAUUUGGCUGCAUACUUUGGAAUUGAGCCUGCCGUUAAGCUGCUGCUCAAGAAGGGCGCCGAUAUAAUGGCGGCUGAUAGUGGCGGAUGGACGCCACUACACUGGGCCUCUAGGGGCGGGCACGUCGAGGUC
Mollisia scopiformis is the source of this 1974-nucleotide messenger RNA. RefSeq lists its product as uncharacterized. The transcript is spliced from 4 exons. Gene Ontology annotation, molecular function: protein binding. The annotation marks the transcript as partial. NCBI's taxonomy places the organism in Eukaryota, Fungi, Ascomycota, Leotiomycetes, Helotiales, Mollisiaceae. The record is from RefSeq and is a predicted model, not a curated record.